AAAUGAUGUUUAAGCUAACCUUAAGACGAGUAAGCAUUGGCAUGCCUUGUUUGAAAUAACUUUUUUCAGGAUUACUUCAAAAAAGAGACAACCUUCUUCGUUUCGGUUUCCUUUUUCAGUUGAUAAACAACUUGUUUCCGUGGGGUACGGCACAUUGUAAACCGGAGGUAAGAUUAAAUAGUAACCCCCUGACUUGCGUUUUUUUAACUUGUAAAUUUUAGCGUAACGCCACGCUUUCGGGACACAAUGCAUGAGCCAUAAGAAAGUGACCCGUAAUUUUUUGUCCUUGGCCUCACCGUGCGCACACACACAAGGCGUAUUAAUAUAUAGAUACACCUCAAUGCUUUCUUUUUUUUAAAUUGAAAGAUUACAUAGAAGCGCCUAACUGUUUGCCGCAUGAAGAUAUUAAAUCAUCUUUGACAGCAUUCGAAAUAAAGUUAUGCCAGAGUUUGAAACGUGUGGAGUUGAGAGGAAAACGUGGACGAAAGGUCCCUAUGAUAUUGACAAAAUCGAAUGAAAAGGCAAUUGCACUGCUUAACAAAACAAGAGGUGAAGUGGGUAUUUCUGAAGAAAAUCCUUAUGUAUUUAGUGUACCGACCAGGGGUUCUUUGCAAUUCUUGCGAGGCAAUGAUGCUUUAAGAAAAAAUGUUUCACCUUUAACACUGAAGUGUCCAGAUGCAAUUACAUCAACAAAAUUGCGAAAACACAUCGCAACAUUGAGUCAACUGCUUAACUUGGAAGAACGGGAACUGGAAAUGCUGGCUUCUUACAUGGGGCAUGACAUUAAAGUUCAUCGAGAAUAUUAUAGAUUGCCAGAAGAUACCUUGCAGUUGGCGAAAUGCGGAAAAUCAGUUAAUUUCCUUGGUCCAUAAGGACUUAUGGACCAAGAAAAAUUGACUGAUUUUGCUGGCAAGAGUUUAAAAGACGUUGAGAUCGAUUUGGGUAAGUUUUCGAUCCUUUAUCUCUUCCAGGAUUGUAGGGUAACAAUUUAUGAUAGCCAACUACAUAGACCGACCUGUAUUAAUAAUAUAUAACAGAUGUUGACGUUCACUUCCCUCCAUAACUUUCUAACAUUAAAAAAAAGCACAAAAA
Hydractinia symbiolongicarpus is the source of this 1092-nucleotide messenger RNA. RefSeq lists its product as uncharacterized. The transcript has a single exon. The record is from RefSeq and is a predicted model, not a curated record. NCBI's taxonomy places the organism in Eukaryota, Metazoa, Cnidaria, Hydrozoa, Anthoathecata, Hydractiniidae. Bases 495 to 872 code for a protein of 125 amino acids.